AUGCUCUGUGGCACCACCAGCCUGGCCUCCUCUCUUCCCCAAGGCGCCGAGGACAAGGACCCCUUGGGCUUCCCCAGGGCUGACCGGUCCCUUGUUCCCCCGCCACCUCCCCUGCCCUCUGCAAAUGUGGACAGCUGUGAGAAGUGGCUGGACUGCAAGAGUGACUUCCUGGCCAAGUACCUGAGCCAGGCGCUGCGGGCCCUGCCCAGCUGCCCAUGAGCGUACGUGUUGGAGGCCGCGUCCAGCGCCGUGAGCCUGUGGGAGGAACAUCAAGGCCGCAGCUUCCGCUGGAGGGAUGCCAGCGGCCCGCGCGAGUGCCUGGACGUGUACCGGUCCACAGUCCCUUCUGCCUGCGUUCUCUGCAGCAGGCCGGCAGCCCAGCACUGCUGCUACGACGUGAGCAGCCGGCUGCUGACCCGGGGCAAGGAUGCCGGCGUGCCCGACUUGGUCAGCACCGACGUCUCGCCCGAGCUUCACUUCAAGGUGGACACGCUGCCCUGGAUCCCGUGUAAGGCGGACUGCACCCGCUACCACGCGGUGCGGCCCGCCAACAAUGGCCGAGCCUGCGCGGACAACCCUCCCGAGGAGGAGUACCUGGCCCAGUUGCAGGAAGCCAAGGAGUACUAACGAGAGGCUGCCGCGCUGGACAACGUUUCCUCGCAAGACCCCCGCCUUCGCCCCACCUCUGCCCAGACCCGGUGAGGCCAGGCUGGAGCCUCGAGCCCUCUGCCUGGGAACCUGGGGCGGGCAGGUCAGCACGGUGUGGGGUCGGCUUAAAAGAUGUGUAAGGGGCCCAGGGUGAGGAGCUCCGCCCCCUCCAGGGGCCCAGGGUGAGGAGCUCCGCCCCCUCCAGGGGCCCAGGGUGAGGAGCUCCGCCCCCUCCAGGGGCCCAGGGUGA
Molecule: messenger RNA, 898 nt
Organism: Bubalus bubalis (water buffalo)
Lineage: Eukaryota; Metazoa; Chordata; Mammalia; Artiodactyla; Bovidae
Gene: ISM2
Product: isthmin 2
Source: RefSeq, a predicted model, not a curated record